Molecule: messenger RNA, 2393 nt
Organism: Phanerochaete carnosa HHB-10118-sp
Lineage: Eukaryota; Fungi; Basidiomycota; Agaricomycetes; Polyporales; Phanerochaetaceae
Exons: 8
Coding region: 1-1758 (585 amino acids)
Biological process (GO): fungal-type cell wall organization; calcineurin-mediated signaling
Cellular component (GO): calcineurin complex; cytoplasm
Molecular function (GO): calmodulin binding; calmodulin-dependent protein phosphatase activity
Source: RefSeq, a predicted model, not a curated record
AUGCAGGAUCCGACCGACGGGCGUAUGAAGCCGAACCCAGAACUCCUCAAAGAUCACCUCUUCAAUGAAGGCCGCCUCACAGAAGAGCAGACAGUUUUCAUCUUAGAGGCUGUCACGGAACUCAUGAGCCGCGAGCCUAACAUGCUCAACCUAACCGGACCUAUCACUGUGUGUGGAGACAUCCACGGUCAGUUUUAUGAUCUCAUGAAGGCCUUUGAGAUUGGUGGCAAGUUUACGGAGACAAACUACCUUUUUCUCGGCGACUAUGUUGAUCGAGGAUCCUUUGGUAUUGAAUGCCUUCUCUACCUCUAUACCCUCAAACUCUGGUAUCCAAGCGCGCUCGCCCUCCUCCGGGGAAACCACGAAUGUAGACAUCUAACAGGAUUCUUUACCUUUCGUCGCGAAAGCUUGCACAAAUACUCGGAGCGGAUUUAUGAAGCAUGCGUGCGCUCUUUUGACGCGCUCCCGCUCGCAGCGCUCAUCGACGGCAAGUUCUUCGCCGUCCACGGCGGCAUCUCUCCACACCUCGACAAGAUCUCCGACCUUAAUCAAAUAGACCGCUUCAUGGAGCCGCCAAGCUCCGGUUUGCUAUGUGAUUUGCUAUGGGCAGAUCCAUUCCCGGAAUACGGGAACGAGAACCUACCGCCGGUGGCAUACGACCCCACAGAUCCCCGCGCACGGGGCUUCUAUUCGAAUCAAGUGCGCGGGUGCUCGUUCAACUACACAUAUAGCGCGGUCUGCGCGUUUCUGGAGCGCAACGGUCUCCUCGGCAUUUUUCGUGGUCACGAGGUGCAGGAUGCGGGAUAUCUCAUGCAUCGCAAGACCGCAGCGAAGAAGUUCCCGUCGGUGAUUACGGUGUUCAGCGCGCCAAACUACCUGGACGUAUACCACAACAAAGGCGCGGUUAUCAAGUAUAAGAACAAGAACAUCACCAUCAGACAGUUCAAUGCGUCACAGCACCCGUACUGGCUUCCGAACUUCAUGGACGCCUUCACGUGGUCGCUUCCGUUCGUCGGUUCGAAGAUCACAGAGAUGCUGCUCGCGGUCCUCAGCGUGUGCACCCAAGAGGAGCUCAGCGACACAUCAAGCGACUAUACGGGCGAGUACUACGACGCCCAGCAGGACGACGAAGAAGAAGAGGAAGAAAGAGAGCGUCGCAAGCAGGAGAUUCGCAGCAAGAUCCUCGCCGUCGGCAGGAUGCAGCGCGUCUUCCAGCUCCUCCGCGAGGAAGCCGAGAGCGCGACCGAACUCAUCACGACCCCGCCGCCUCCGUUCCCGUCUGACCUGCCAUCUCUCGUGCCCGCGUCGUCCCUCGGCGCGCCGCACCCGCCGCCAUUGUACCCCGCGCCGUCGCCGCCCGAGCAUGAAUCACCCGACGGCGCGGGCCCGCCCGGCGCGUGGCCCGGCGGCUUCGCGGGCAUGCUCCCCGACGCGCUCGGCGUGCAGAUCAACGCCGUCCGCCGGCAGAUCCGCUCGUUCAGCGACGCACGCAGCGCGGACAUCGCGAACGAGCGCCUCCCGCAGUCCUCCCCGGAGGGCGCCCUCGUUGUGCCUUCGCAGAGCAUGCGUCUGCCGCGCCUCGCGGGCGAGGGCGGGGAGGAGGGGGCUCCGGCCGGAAUGGAGGGCCUUAUACGCCGUGCGCUCGAAGAAGAGGGCGUCGACGAUGGGGGCCUUGUGGAGAGGAUUGCGGAGCGGAUCGCGAGAGGGCGUCCAUCGAGGCCAAGGGGGCUCAAAAGGUUCGAGACGUCACCGUGCUGAGUUGUCGAAGCGUGUGACAUACUGGAAAUCACGGACUUGAAUACCUUCCAUGUACGUGAACGAAUGACUGUUGUGCUCUGAGGCUGUGGCUGUUGUAAUCUAGUUGUUUUCUCUGUAGUGUGUCCUGUUUACAUCUAUGCUACACGCCUGUUGUAUGUACUCGCAGCCUUCGCCCAUUAAUAUCACUGAAGUGCGUGUCUAACUCGGCUGAUUACGUCGGACGCGGAGUGGCACAUCAUCUUUUUAACAACAGCCCAGUUACGGAAUACGUUUAACGGUUAUUACGAUCACACAUACUAUGCUCGACGUUCCUCCUGACAGUGGUGCUCCAAUGCGUAUUGUAGACGUACUCACCACUCUGAUUCCGUUGUCACUAUCUUCUUAGGGUGGCUGCUAGUCUUCGUGGACUCCCUCUUCCUCGUCUAAGUACGAGAGAGCGUCGGAAUGACGGUCCCCUUCCCCUUUCCCAUCCUCGUUACCCUCGUUCUCACCCUUAUUGUCGUCCCCAUUGUUAUUUGCGUUGUCGCCCUCAUCACCACCCUCGCCCUCGUCGUCCUCGUCGCUCUCGCUAUCAGUAUCGUCAGGUUCGCAGAUCCUGCCCGGGGAGUGUCAGCACAGAGAAGACAGAGGUGAGC